GAUUCCUCGCAUCUCAGACCCAAAUCACAAUGCCUUUCAACUAUAACAAAGUACUCGUUCUUGGUGCCACUUCUGGUAUCGGCUGGGCUCUCGCAAGCAAGCUGGUCCAGAAUGGCACCUCGGUCAUUGUUACUGGCCGCCGACAGGAGAAGCUGGACGAGUUCGUGUCUCAACAUGGCAAAGAGAAGGCCGAGGCAGUACAAUUCGACAUCACGCAGCUGGACAAAAUUCCUGAGUUCGUCAAGGACAUCAUGGAGUCCCACGCGGACAUUGACAGCAUCUUCCUCAACUCCGGCAUCCAGAGAGGAUUCGACUUCUCUAAGCCCGAGAGCAUUGAUCUCAGCUCUGUUUCGGAAGAAAUGAACACAAACUACAUCUCCUACAUCCAUCUAGUCACCGCCUUCACCCCUUAUCUUCAAAAGCAGAGCAAGCAGACUUCCUUCAUCUUCACCACAUCUGGAUUAGCAUUGAUUCCUAUGAUGAGAUGCCCUAACUACUGUGCUUCCAAGGCGGCACUGCAUCACUUCAUUCUGGUGCUCCGAGAGCAGCUCAAGAACGGACCUGGUAACAUCCAGGUUAUCGAGAUCUUCCCCCCCGCCGUACAGACCGAGCUGCAUGACGAAAAACACCAACCGGACAUCAAGAACGGCGGACAGAUCGGCAUGCCUCUCAAAGACUUUACGGAAGCAACGUGGGCUGGGCUCGAGGCAGGCAAGGACCAGAUUCCGGUUGGCAUGUCGGAGGGCUCCUUCAACGGGUGGGAACAGGAGAGGCAGAAGGCAUUCCACGGUAUGAAUGCACACAUUGCAAAGAUGAUGGCACAGCAUUCGCAGUAGAGCCAGCAUGUAGAGAUAGCAGAUAGCUGAAUUGAUAGGGAAAUAUAAGUCAGAAGAAUACGAACACGACGUGACGUUGCAGGAGGCUUGGCCAGGCCGCAUCGCAUGUGAAACAACGCGACGACACGAGUGCACUGCCCAGCCUCGACUCGGUGCCUUCUGCGACUGUUCUUAAACCCCUCUUUCCUCGGUCAGAUCAUUGUGAUAAUCGCUUCGCUCACCAAGAAACAACCAUGGCACCACUCGAGGAAAUGCAGAUUGCCCAGCUCAACCGGUCGAUCCGGACCAUCAAAGCG
This is a messenger RNA of Aureobasidium pullulans EXF-150, 1132 nucleotides long. Its product is annotated as NAD(P)-binding protein. The transcript has 2 exons. The record is from RefSeq and is a predicted model, not a curated record. Gene Ontology annotation, molecular function: oxidoreductase activity. The coding region runs from base 30 to 836 and encodes 268 amino acids. Lineage: Eukaryota; Fungi; Ascomycota; Dothideomycetes; Dothideales; Saccotheciaceae.